AUCACCACCACCACCGACAACGAGUGGCUUUGAUUCUUCCCCUCCCUCCCCUCCUGGAGCACCACCACCUUUCUGAAUCUGUAUCUGGGGCCUUCUGAGGGCGUAGUAGAAUGUACUCAGCUUCUUGAUCAUGAAAUCGUGAGGUUCAUCCAAGGAUCCGUUUUGUCGAAGGAUACUCUACAGCCAUCAUUAAGUACUGCACAACCUACUACAUGAUUAACAGCUAAAAGAUAGGAGAUACCUUCAUCUGACAGCAAAACUGUGUUGUUUUGGUGGAGUCAUUAUUUGGUGGUUACAGUGAUGCAUGAGGUUCCUUAGAAUGCUCCUAUGUUGAGCUUUCCGCUUGAUUCUACCUGUCUGGCAGGAACAUCUGAGGAGCUCGGGCGCGACUAACAUCGUGCGAAAACUUCUUAGAGUGUCCCCCAGCCGCAGAAAGUCCAAAGCUUAUAAUGAUUUCCCAUCGGAGAUGAUUUUUACUUUGGAUUAUGAACGAGUUCCCAGCUUGAGGACCCCAAAACAUCCUCCUCGCGGCAAUACCCCGUGGAUGUACUCGAUCCCACCUCCUCGUAUUAUGUAGGAGGACAGAUCCAUGGAACUUCGAAUUAGAAUCAAAAGGGAAUCUACCGCCUGAAAUAAGCUUAGCACCUGGUCACAAUUUCCAUCCCAUGUCCUUAGUUAGAUCUUUUCCUAUGGAAGGCUGAAGGUUUUCUAAGAGACUAGGUAGAGCAGACUGAAUUCCGAUCCAUAUCAUGUACGUAUCAUGGGAGUAGGUUAACAUACUGAUAUAGAAGUACGAGUUCAGCUCUUGUAAUUUGUAAGUGAAAUAAAUUUUGUAACAGACACGGGACGUACGCACGCUUCGUGCAACCGAGUCUUACUAGUCUGAUGAUCUCCAUAUUUUAAUUCAUUUUAGAUGGCUAUAGUAUGUGCAGUGCUUUCAUACAAUAAAAGAGUUUCCAGCCUUCUUGCGUACAAAGCAGAAGGACAAGUGUGGCGAUUUUACCACUAUCACUACACCUGUGUAGAGGGUGCACACCUCGCUAUGAUCGUCUGAACUGCACGGUUUUUAUCCCUUCUAACAUAUUCCUGUCAGAUUAUGCUACAGGGAUAUGAAUGUUAGAAGUUUGUGAGUCAUAAGCUCAAGUUCUUCAAUUUGUAUGGCAGGUUGAAGUGAGAAGCUCGACAGAGAGGGCAAUAAUCAAAGGACGUGAAAUCCUUGCCACUCGCGAGUUGGGCUCCGCCAUCAGACAGGAGGAUUACAGUGAUCUCACACGGCUUCUUGCUGCUGAUUAUGGCAGUGUACCUUCGCCACCUAGACAACCAAACCCGGGCGCCACACCCCAUCUUGCACCAGCGGCGCCACCUCUCCAGGGAAGGGGACAAUGAAGGGGAAACAUCUCUCUGCUCUUUAACCAGUUAUGACAUGCCAAGAGAGCCAUUAUUCAAUCUCUGUACCCGGAUUAUAAUAUCUUCUACAGAAGAAUGUUCGUGUGUAUAGGAGAGUGAACUGUUCAAGUAGACAUCCUACCUAUGAUGGUCAUAGCUGCGUGUGAGAAAACAAUAGCUGUCGUGAAUGAUGUGAUGAUAUGUUCAUCCACUUUAGUACUAACAUCCUUUGCUGAACGGGGAGAUACACUAAAGGUUUGUUUUAGCCACUCGGAAGCAUGAGCUGUCAGCUCGUUACCCUUCACAGUGGACAAUGGCAGAGAGAUCCGCAGAGGUCACUACAUCGUAAAGUAGUUUCAGCUAAUGUCACAAAUUGCUCCCCAGAGGUCACGAUGUAUAGCUCUGUGUGACAGCCAGAGCUAUAUAUCUGUAUUUUUUGUAUUUUUAUAUCUGCGAUAUCAUCGUUUAGGCAUCAAUCCAUUCCCCAUUCCAGUGUGGCUACUUUUCAACUCGCCGUUUUAACGGAAUGAUUAUUAUUUUUGCUUUGACCUGAUGGCUGAAGUUCUUCAGUCGAGAUGUAUGUAUGGCAGGUCAAGGGGAAGAUUUUCACAGACAGAGCAUUAGUGCCAGAACUUGAACGGACGAAAAAAAUCGACGUGAUAAGGCAAGAGAGAGCUUCAGUCGAUGUUCCUGUGGACCAGACAGAGGUGACAGUAGGCACCAGCCGGCAGCUUCGAGUGACUCAACUGGCCACAGCGCCGCCACCACCCAGAAAGGCUCCUACCGGCCGGACACCUUGGGUUGUAAUUCCUCCCUCCCCACCAUCAGGAACUAGAAGGGGACCCAUCAGUCCAGCUCCGGCGCCUUAAAUCUCGUUCUAGUGCAUUCUAUCCAAACUUGCAGCAUGAUGUAGGGACGCGCAGUAUAUGAGCAACAGGUUCUAGUCUGAUCCAUGUUCACAGUAGAUCAGUGGCAAUCUAUUUGUCCUCAGAGAAAAUCAUUGCUGACAUUUACUUAUACAGUUCUGCUAUGCCUCCAUAGUACACUCUUGUAUCGACAUACAAAAAGAAAUCAGUGUUCAAAGGUGCUGAUUUGUUUAGCGAGUCAAGAUAUGAAUUCACCUCCUGCAGUCCCCGCAAAAGCAAAUGCCGUUUCCGGAAGCGACUGUUUAUGUUGAUGCAAUCAACAGCCAGUGCAUCUGGCCGAGUGCAUAUCCCAUCCUUUCGAAUUUCUCACGUAAUCGACAGUGGCAAACAAAAAGUUAUGACGAGCUGCAAACUUCUGAUCAAUAUCUCUGAAGAUGAGUGAAUGACAUGAGCUGUUU
This is a messenger RNA of Marchantia polymorpha subsp. ruderalis, 2710 nucleotides long. NCBI's taxonomy places the organism in Eukaryota, Viridiplantae, Streptophyta, Marchantiopsida, Marchantiales, Marchantiaceae. The record is from the annotation of a GenBank genome assembly.